Molecule: messenger RNA, 1140 nt
Organism: Anneissia japonica
Lineage: Eukaryota; Metazoa; Echinodermata; Crinoidea; Comatulida; Comatulidae
Exons: 4
Coding region: 41-1012 (323 amino acids)
Source: RefSeq, a predicted model, not a curated record
UGAAGGGCGCCGCCGUGGGGUCCGGGACCGGGAAACCCGGAUGUUGUUUCACGGAAUCGCGAUGGGAAAGUAUUAUUGUUGUGCGAAACAUUGCAAUAAUAAUUCAGGAAAAAAUCCGAAUUUGACAUUCCAUCGCUUUCCGAAAGAUGAAGAAAGAUGCUCUAAAUGGCUUAAACACUGCAGAAAAGAUUUGCAAAACAGGUCCACCAAAUACCUGAAUCUAAAUCGCAGGUUAUGCAGUGACCAUUUUACGGAAUCACAGAAAUUUCAAUACACAAACAAAUUAGUAUGGAAUGCGAUUCCAACAGAAUUUGAAGUAACAUCAUCACCUAAACGAAAACUGUUAAAAAGAUCUAAGCCACAAAAUGGAUUGGAGAAUGACUCUCAGCUUAAUACAAUCACAGCAAAAGCUAAGACGAUGAACUGUGCAUCUUUAGUAGACCAUAGCUACUGUUAUAUACCUGAUAGAGAUGGAUCAGAAGUCAACAACAACGUGGAGACCAUUAACUCGGAAAUUAAUUCAAGAUCAGUUGCCGUUCAGUGCGAGUCUACAUCAAACAAACCAAGCCUAACAGAGGUCAUGAAAAGCACAGUGACCUCAAGUCAGCUGAGGAGAAAGUCAACGCAGAGAGUAAAACUAUACAGGUUAAGACAAAAAGUAAAACAUUUAAAAAGAGCCUCAUUAGUGAAAAGUAAUGAUUCAGUCAAGGACAUAGUUAGGGCAGCUGGAAAGUAUCUCAAAGGCCCUGCUCUUGAGUUUUUUGAAUCGCAAUUAAGUAUUUCUCAACGGAAGAAGUCGAGACAACGUUAUACCAAAAAUGACAAGCAAGUGGCACUAGCAUUACAUCAUCAGAAUCCUAUAGCCUACAAAUUUCUUAAGAAAAUGUUUGUGUUGCCACAUUAUCAUUCGUUGAGAAAGUGGUCGCAGGUUACCAAAAUGAAUCCCGGAUUAAAUGAGGAGAAAACGCCAAUUGUGAGUGAAGUGGACCCCAAUGUAAAUAAGCUGGAAUGACAUUUUCCUAACGUUAAUGGGUUAUCCAUCGAAGCAUUUUGUAUAAUGCAUAUUUUGUAUAUUUUGUGUAUCAUUGCUUUUGUUCUUGUAUUACUUCUGAAUAAAUUCAAAUCUGAAAUCAAAUCAAA